Gastrolobium bilobum is the source of this 754-nucleotide messenger RNA. RefSeq lists its product as uncharacterized. The transcript has a single exon. NCBI's taxonomy places the organism in Eukaryota, Viridiplantae, Streptophyta, Magnoliopsida, Fabales, Fabaceae. Bases 124 to 525 code for a protein of 133 amino acids. The record is from RefSeq and is a predicted model, not a curated record.
CCUUUUGUCAUCCUUUUAAUCUAUAUAUAAAGACCAAUUGUGUUGAUGUUAGCAAGAAUUGGAAAUUGCCACCCACAAGAUUGGUAGAGCUUUUUAUUUUAUUUUCCUUCUCUUACAACAAAAAUGAGGGGAUUCUAUUGUCUAAUGUUGCUCAUGAUAGUGGUGACAGCACUCAUCCAAUCAAACCAUAACAUGGUUGCUGCGGAUUCUUUUAAGGAGAAGAACUCAUCAGCAUCAGAGAACAACAUCACUUAUGGAUGCGUUGGGCUUCACUGCCAAGUUGACGAUGAUGUCGAAGCUGAUUUGUUCAUGGAUCAACAUGGAUUACGAAGAAUGCUUGCCAGUGAUCCUCCAAUUUCUUUUGGGUCGCUCGAUCAAUUUACAGCAGUACGGGGUGACUGUCCACCAGAUUCCCAAUAUGGUUCCUCUUCCUGCCUUAACAGCGCACAAUUCGUGGGAACAUGUCCUGGUGAUCCAAAGAAUAGAGGUGUCAGUUUCUGCAGGCGCAACAAUAAGCCACAGUGACUUAUUAGUGAUUUUGAUUUUCAUGUUUUAAGGUGAACUCUGUGUAUCGUUUUAGAUUUUACCCUGUUUGUCUUAGUAUGUAUUGUUGUUCUUUUCUUUUACGUUUUUAAAGGUUCCAUAACUUGUUCAGUUAUAUAUGGUGAAUUGUUGUAUGAAUAAAUAAAUAUGUUGUUUGAAUAAAUUGUUAUGAUGUCGCAUGGAGUCUCAUAUUCUGGAUUGCUUUUUAUGC